AUGUAUGGAUGGUUGGCAAUAGUGGGUAUUUAUGUUAUAUUCACAAGUUCAACUCUCUAUUUUGCUAACCCAGAUUAGUAUGAUGUUUCAUUAGUGGAACAGCUAUAAUAUGUUGAAGAGGUCUAUUUUCCUAAAGUAUCUAAUUACAGUUUCUUAAACACUCAUCCACAUAAGAUGAAAUUUUUUAGAGUACUAGACUAUGACAUUAAAACUCCAGAAGACAUCAAGUAAAGAUCAAAUACGGUACUAUUGCCAUUUAGUAUCACCGUUGGUAAUAAUGCUGAUUAUUAUUAGAUUACAAACAUAUUCAAUAGUUUGCAUAAUCAUACAAUCUUCUUGAAUGAAAAUCAAAAUGACACUCAUUAUCGAUUAAUGGCUUAUGCUUUUGAUCUCAAAGAAUUACCAUCCGCCUUCUCAUAGAAUAUCCUCCAUGAGCAAGCUGAAUUUGUGAGUCAUUGCUUAAAGUUUUUGUUUUAAAAUGGAAGCAUUGACUAUAUAAAUAUGAUAGGACACUCUAUGGGUGGAGUUGUGAAUCUCCUUGCCUCCUAAGAAUCUGAUUUUCCUUUCGAGAAAAUAUAAAUGUUCAUAAACCUAUGCUCACCAUUAAGUGGUUAGAGUCCCUAAUACUUUAAUAAUGAUGUGGAAAAGCUAUUUGAAGAAAUACUAAGUAAGAAUGAAUGGGCACUUAAUUACAUGAAGGAAAGGAUAGUUCAUCUAAACUUUCAUGGUGGAACGAGAGAUGGACUUAUCAGAGAAGAAAUGACAGUUGAAUCAAACAGAAUAGGAUUUAAACAUCAAUAUUAGAUAGUGACGACAUAACUUAAAAAUAACUAUGCAUCUAUCGAUCAUAAUAGCCCAAUGUACAAUAAGAGAUUUCUCGAUACAUUCGUUCCUGGAAUAGUUUAGAUCUCACUCAAAUAUUAAUCAGAUGAUGGAAUUGAGGACAUUGAUAGUCUAAUUAGAGAAUUGUUUGAGUUCUAAGAAACUAGUCAUAAGCAUCAGUACUUUGUUUAAACUAAAACUACUUAAAACACCACUCAAGUAAUAAAUUAUCCUGAGAAAAAAAGAGCAAUUGAGCCAAUUUAAAAUUUGUCAAAGAUAAGGAUAGAUUUAGCUGCAGAAUACAAAUCUAAGAAUUUGACCUAUUAAAUAUAUGGAUUAUCUGAUCGCAGAUUUGAUGUAACAUUGAGACAAACUUUUAAAGAAAGUGAAAAAUAACUUAAUACAGUAGCAAGUAGGUUAUACUUACCCUUCAAUUAUUAUAAAGCUACAAUAUAGCAUUUGACCUCAAUGGAUGAAUUGUAUAUCACAAUGAAUCUUAGAAGUGAUCAGAAUAUUUUGAAUGAUGUAUAGAAUUUUAAACCAGGUAACGACUAAAUAGAUCCAAAAUAUUUUCCCUUGAAUGAGGAGAAAUAUCAGUAAAUUGGAAUGAAAAUACUAGAGUACAAUUCUUAAAACUCUUUAGAUUAAAUUGAUCUAUUAUUUUACUUCAUGGGGAUAAAUUAUGAUCUGAGUUUAACUGAUAAGAUAUAUAUUAAUAGAGAUAAGACAAUUUCAUAGUUGAUAAGUACAAAUUUGCCCUUGAAAAUAUGUUCGAGUAGCUAAUAGCCAGUGAUAGUAGAGAUAAAAGAGCACUAAGAUGAUAAAGUAAUGAUUUAGAUCCUAAAUGAAGAAUCUAAAUGUUUCUGGACAUAUCCUAAUAUGAUUGAUAAUUAAAAGAAAGGCUAUAUUUCAUUGGAAUUCUAUUCCUUAAAUUAGCACUCUGAUUCAGAUGUUAAAAUUAACAUAUCUCCCUUUUACUCACAAAUCUUCAGGUAGAGUAUAAUUGAUAAGAUUUGGAUUGCUCUUUAUUUGUCUUACCUAAUGGGUAUUACAUACAUAUUUAUCGAAUCAUUUACCCUUGUGCAUGUUAUGCCAGUAGUAGUACUUGUACUUGAUUUUAUGAAACCAUAGAAUAUAACCCAAUAUAACUUGCUAGAUCGAAAUUAAUUCACCAUUCUUGACAUCACAACUAUUUAUACAAUAGCAACAAUUUUAAUGUAUGCCCCUGAUAUUGCUUUUUAUCUUGUAACUUCAAUAGCUUUGAAGCCUUUGAAAUAUUUACUGAACAGAGAUUAAAAGGUUAGUCAGAGAUCGAAUUAAAUAUUAAGACUAUUAUUGAUAUUAUUACAAGGAUUAUUUUUCUUGACUGAUAUUCACUUCUUCUUAGUGUACUUGCUUCCUGUUGCUACUCUAGUAAUUAAGGAUGAUAGUAUAAGGUAUAUGAAACUCUUUAAAAUCUAAGUAGCAUACUUCGUACUUUCAGUUGACAGAAUGGCAAUUGAUCACUGGAGAAUUAGAGAGUUUAUUAGAGGAUAGUAUCACUACAUCUUGAAUAAUCCUUUUCAAUCUGAGAUGAGAUAUAUGAUAAUUAUAGUAUCUGCAUCUAUUAUUUAUUGCAUGUAUGAGGAUAUAAUAACCUAGAACAGUCGCUAUAAGCUAUAUUUCCCACUAGUCUAAAAUAAAAAAGCAUAGCAAAGUUGCUUUAAUUGGAAAGUUUUUGGUAUUUAUUUUUUCAAGUUUGGUUUGCUAAUUUGGUAUGGAUUAGGAUUGCUAAAUUUAUCCCACAGAGUGUUUUUGUUUAAAUUUUUUGAACUAUACUGA
Molecule: messenger RNA, 2643 nt
Organism: Stylonychia lemnae
Lineage: Eukaryota; Ciliophora; Spirotrichea; Sporadotrichida; Oxytrichidae
Source: the annotation of a GenBank genome assembly